AUGUACCGAAGGCCCUCCCAUUUCUUGUGGGAGUUGAUACAGAAUGUUGAUGACAACAAUUACGUCGCCCAUGACCCCACACUAACCAUCACGUACAAAAUUCGAGUGCUUCGGUUUGAUUCCAAUGAAACUGGGUUCACAAUGGAAGACGUAGAAGCCAUCUGCAGUAUGGGCAACAGCUCAAAAACACGAAGCUCGAGCACUCGCAUCGGCCGGAAAGGAAUUGGCUUCAAGUCUGUUUUCAAGGUUGCCGAAUCAGUGUACAUCGCAUCUGGCUGUUACUCCUUCAGGUUCGAUUCUAGGGAGAGUCUCGGCAUGAUGAUACCGGUGUGGUCAACGUUCCCGGAAGAGCGCAUCGCUGGGUGGACAUCGCUCCUCCUCCACCUUUCUCCCGAAUGCGAUGCCAGUGAGAUUCUUCAAGAACUCGAGAGAUUGGAUUCGAGCAGCAUACUCCUUCUUCGGAGACUAAGAAGAGUGCAUAUCCGUAUUGUCUACGAUGGCCUCCAUGGCAAAGAAGUUACUUUCGAUCUUACACGGCCGAACAUCACGUGCAAACCUGGCGAAUUACAGACCCUUGAACUCCCAGACAGUGCGCAGUCUCCUCUUGUGCUUUACAGGCAUGGUGUAUCUCGAUUGCCAUCGACCGAUUCACACGGGACCAACGAACAGUCAGACAUAGUCUUGGUCUUUCCGCAGCCCCGAUCCCUGAGCUCAAAUAUUACGUGCUUCACAUUCGCUUUUCUUCCUAUCCGAGACUAUGGGUUCAGGGUCCGUCAAGCAUUCGUUUGCCAUGCCGACUUUGAUCUCGUUGCCAACCGUGAAGAUGUCGACAUGUCUUCGGCCCGCAAUCAAGUCUUCUUGCAUGAGCUUCCCAAAGCUUUCCUCAGGGCGGUUCACGCCCUGAAUAGUGGACAUCUUCGCUAUACCUGGCCGUAUUAUCUGCCCUUCCCAACAACAGACAGCUUUUUUGAGCCUCUUCCAGGAGAUAUCAUUACCCUAUUGUCUCGAACACCAAUGUUAGAGUCAGAUGCCGGGCACCUCAUGGCCCCAGAAAAGCUCACCUGGGUUUCCGACCCUUACACUGACGACCACAACAGGCCAUUGAUUCCACAAGACUACUCUACGUUUCUCCAUUUUUCCAACAAGUACCAUGCAGAUCUGCAAGAGCGGAUCAUGCAGCUUGGUGUUAAUGUUCUGUCAAAAACGCAGUUUAUCGAGGAACUAAGUUUGUUUAUUACGAACGAAACACACAACUUUCGGUAA
Messenger RNA from Podospora anserina S mat+, 1263 nucleotides. RefSeq lists its product as uncharacterized. Lineage: Eukaryota; Fungi; Ascomycota; Sordariomycetes; Sordariales; Podosporaceae. The coding region runs from base 1 to 1263 and encodes 420 amino acids. The record is from RefSeq and is a predicted model, not a curated record. The transcript is spliced from 2 exons.